This is a messenger RNA of Sebastes umbrosus (honeycomb rockfish), 2321 nucleotides long. RefSeq names its product retinoblastoma binding protein 4 (gene rbbp4). Gene Ontology annotation, cellular component: NuRD complex; ESC/E(Z) complex; nucleus. The coding region runs from base 263 to 1540 and encodes 425 amino acids. Gene Ontology annotation, biological process: regulation of gene expression. NCBI's taxonomy places the organism in Eukaryota, Metazoa, Chordata, Actinopteri, Perciformes, Sebastidae. The record is from RefSeq and is a predicted model, not a curated record. Gene Ontology annotation, molecular function: histone binding. The transcript has 12 exons.
CACAGCCGCUGCGCUCGUGGGAGGACGGCCCUCCCGCUUGGACAGAGCGCGCGAACGCACCCACACGUCUUUCACACAGUCGGCUGCUUAGUUAGCUAGCUGUUAGCUGUUAGCUUAGCUUAGCUUCCUUCACUCUGUGCUUCUAACAGCAGCGGGGCUCUGCGGGCACACCAGAGAGGAGCACCUCAGACUAACGCUUUGUGGCUCUCAAUUAUCCUAAAGUCUCUAAAGUGGACUAGCGGCUACUUAAGAUACCUGCACGAUGGCGGACAAGGAAGCAGGAGCAUUUGAUGAUGCGGUUGAGGAGAGGGUGAUCAACGAGGAGUACAAGAUCUGGAAGAAAAACACUCCCUUUCUGUACGACCUGGUUAUGACCCACGCUUUAGAGUGGCCCAGCCUGACUGCUCAGUGGCUCCCUGAUGUCUCCAGGCCAGAGGGGAAGGAUUACAGCGUGCACCGGCUGGUGUUGGGCACUCACACAUCUGAUGAGCAGAAUCACCUGGUCAUUGCCAGCGUUCAGCUACCCAAUGAUGACGCCCAGUUUGAAGCCUCACAUUAUGACAGCGAAAAAGGAGAGUUUGGAGGCUUCGGCUCAGUGAGUGGCAAGAUCGAGAUAGAAAUCAAGAUCAACCAUGAAGGAGAGGUGAACCGUGCCCGCUACAUGCCCCAGAACCCUUGCAUCAUUGCCACCAAGACCCCCACCUCAGAAGUGCUGGUGUUUGACUACACCAAGCACCCCUCCAAGCCAGACGCUUCUGGAGAGUGUCACCCUGAUCUGCGUCUCAGAGGCCAUCAGAAAGAAGGCUACGGUCUCUCCUGGAAUCCAAAUCUGUCCGGCUCUCUCCUUAGUGCGUCAGAUGACCAUACAAUCUGUCUGUGGGACAUCAGUGCUGUGCCAAAGGAGGGGAAGAUAGUAGAGGCGAAGACAAUCUUCACUGGUCACACUGCUGUGGUGGAAGACGUCUCCUGGCACUUGCUUCACGAGUCACUCUUCGGAUCUGUAGCAGAUGACCAGAAGCUCAUGAUUUGGGACACUCGUUCAAACAACACAUCCAAACCCAGCCAUGCAGUAGACGCCCACACAGCAGAGGUCAACUGUUUGUCCUUCAACCCUUACAGCGAGUUCAUCCUCGCUUCUGGCUCUGCAGACAAGACUGUGGCUCUUUGGGACUUGAGAAACCUGAAACUGAAGCUGCAUUCCUUCGAGUCACACAAGGAUGAGAUCUUCCAGGUUCAGUGGUCACCUCAUAAUGAGACCAUACUGGCAUCCAGUGGAACAGACCGUCGCCUCAACGUCUGGGACCUCAGUAAAAUCGGAGAGGAGCAGUCACCAGAAGAUGCAGAGGAUGGCCCACCCGAGCUACUGUUUAUCCAUGGUGGCCACACCGCUAAGAUCUCUGACUUCUCCUGGAAUCCCAACGAGCCCUGGGUCAUCUGUUCGGUGUCUGAAGACAACAUUAUGCAAGUCUGGCAGAUGGCUGAGAACAUCUACAACGAUGAAGAUCCAGAGGGUUCAACAGACCCUGAAGCUACAGCGUAACUUCCUCUUAACCUACAACCUCAUCACAAACUGCCACCUCCGUACUUCCAUGCAGCUACCGCUUCCCACCUUCCUUUCUCUACUUUACCGUGGGACACCGUAUGCUGUAAAUCACUGUAAAUACAAGAAAGACAAUAAUCAUGUUAUCCCUUUUUUCAAUACUCACAGUGAAGAACUCUCCUUUUAACUGAGUAACUUAUUCCCGGAAGAAUCUCGCUCAUGUGUGUCGCACUGCGCAGAAAAGAUAUAUUUUUGUAAUCAAAUUGGCUCUCCCUCGUACACUGAAAUGUUUUAGCGAACACCUUUUUAAUUAUAAAUUAAAUGCUCGUCUAGAACUGAAGAUGGUGAUCAUACUGAAAGCCCACACCAAGUGGUAAUUCACAAUAACCUGCUGUUAAAGAGUGUAAACAGCUCCCUCUGCACAUGUUGGAAAUGUUGCAGAAGAAUCAUGUUUUAAGUAAAAUGCAGUCCAGCAUAGUGACAGUUACUCAGACUGUGAUAGAGGUUGUUUGCAGGCUAACAUAUGGUCCUAAAAUGUCUCAUAUUUUCCCUGCUUCAGUCUGGUCAUCACCUAAUUGUUCUGGAUUUUUACACCGGCUGCUUCUGAAUAAAUUGACUCGGUUUUCAAAUGUCCAUUUGUGUUCCCACCUCCCCUCAUUGUAGUCAUACAUUAAUCAUUUAAAUGUUGUCGUGAUGUAGAUUAGCGGUUGAACUUUUUUUAUGUUCAAUAUUUUGUAAUUGUACAGUGAGUGCAUUCUUAAUAAAAUGUGUUUCAUUGGUC